Messenger RNA from Podospora bellae-mahoneyi, 2146 nucleotides. RefSeq lists its product as uncharacterized. The coding region runs from base 160 to 1809 and encodes 549 amino acids. Gene Ontology annotation, biological process: regulation of DNA-templated transcription. The transcript has 5 exons. Lineage: Eukaryota; Fungi; Ascomycota; Sordariomycetes; Sordariales; Podosporaceae. The record is from RefSeq and is a predicted model, not a curated record. Gene Ontology annotation, molecular function: zinc ion binding; DNA-binding transcription factor activity, RNA polymerase II-specific.
UCGUUGGACAAACGACCUCCUGAAGAGAAAGCUUUGCCGUAUCGGUUGCCUUGUUUUGUGUCAUUCGAACUUGGCUCACACUGGCCUGCUGUCUCAUCCACAUAACCACAUACCUAGGCGCCGCUAGCCCCGUAUUAUUGAUCCGAUCUUGGACCAACCAUGUCAUCCCUCAUGCUUGACCGCUCCAGAAUUCGCGGUGCAGGUGGGUUCCCAUGGGGGGAACCUGCUGCUGCACCCCGCAGCCAGGGACUUGACCGGGACUCUGCAAGUACCUCUUCCCAAAGUGACGACUUUUCCGACCUCUUUGACUGGACGGCAUAUGAAAGGCAUGGCACAUCUGAUGUGACCACACAAUCCCAACACUCGGCCGAAGGCGCCAAGGGUGUUCCCGCAUUCCCCAGGUCACCCCAGUCGUCACCCCAGUCACCCGGUCCUGCUUCCGAUCUUGAUGGGGAUCUUCCCAUGCCAGACGUUGAAUCAGACCCCCACGUUCUCGUCUGGCCCGUCCUAGGACCGGAACCAACACGCGAGAUGUCGCCCAUCGAGCUCCGUCCCCCUCACCUCGGCCAACCAGACAUGACUGCCCCCAGAGCUGUCCAAAACGAGCGGCCCCAGAGCAAGAGGCCUCGAGUUCUGGAAUCCCCAGAGCAGACCAAGGAGGUACGCGAUGCCGGUGCGUGCUACCACUGUAGGAUGAACAAGAGCAAGUGCUCUCCUACUUCUGCCUGCGAACCCUGCUUGAAACAUCCCAAGCCCGAGCUGGCCUGUGUUCGACAGCUUCUGUCGAGCAUGGUCGCCAGCCAAAGUGCACGCUGGAACUUGAGCGAGCCUCCGAGGCGUGAACCCAUGAAUGAAGGCGGGUCCUUCGUCAUUUUUAUCUCUUUCUCAGACAAGACCAACAGUCGUUGCUUGCCCUUGACGGUGGCUCCCUUCAUUCACCCUGACCAGGGCACUCGGUUUGGUAUCUCAUUGUCAUCGCAACCGCUGCAAGAGAAUGCCCUUCUGGCGUGGGCACAGGAUGAUAUGCAGAUGGAUGACAGAAUCGAUGACUUUGAGUCGCUCCUCAACCACUUCCACAUCCACCAUGUCCGCGGCGAAGGUUUGAAGAGGGCCAUGGACCGCGCAACUGCGGGCAAGCCGAUCAAGGCUGUGGAAAGCCAGAAGAAGCUCUUGUCUAAUUUGUUAGAGUUGAAGCUGAUGUGGAAGAUCUGGAGUUGCAAAGACUUCUUUGGCCGGCGGCAAGAAGCCGGUGCUGGCCGCCCCCUUGGGUUGCAGUUCUCCUCCGUUCAGAGCUGGCUUCGCUUCACCGCGGCCUCGGCAAUUUCGAGGCUCGAAAAGAACAUUCUGGAGGUCUUUGAUGAAUACCUCAAGAAAGAUGCUGCUGGCUUGACAACCGCGACCAAGCCGAUUCUCGAGCUUUCGAGAUGGGUGUCGCUCUGGCAAAUGAUCUUGGUCUACCGCCAGUCGCUCAGGCUGCUCCAGGAGCACAAUGAAGCGGAACCAUAUGUGCCAGGAGUUGAGACCAAUGAGAAGCGACGGAGGUUUCGAACGACAACCGCGGACUUGUUUCGUAGCGUUGUUGUAAUUUACUGGGAGCUGUUCCACAAGCCAAAGACAAUUCAGAAUAUCCAGAACCCCGAGGUGAGACUUUUCGGAGAUGAUGCUCUCCAUAGAGGGUUCCAGAGCGUGGUGGCUGCUGUGCCAACAUUCUACCAGCAAGUGGCAAAUCUGAGUUUGCCGGCAGACGAGUUCUUCCGGGCACAUCUUGUCGACAGAGACCUCAAGAAGCCCAAGACGAAGCGCCGCUAGCUUCAUAAUGGUGUAGCUCUUGAGUGAGGGCGCUCUGGGUAUUUGUUAUGAUUGACGAUGUCGAUGAGGUUGAUGACUCGAUGCCAUUUAUGACGAUUGAUGACUGUUUUCUUGGCGUUAUGGAUGGGAAAAGACAAGGCCCCCGCGGGUGGUUGGGGUGUUUGGGUACUCAAGAAUGUUGCAUAGGCCCGAAAGGUUGCUUGAUCUGGCAUCAAGACUUGUCAGGUUAUGCUGAGCCGGGCGCUGGAGGUUUUGUCGUCUUUGUGAGGUGCUACUCUGUUUUGCCUUUUGUCUGGGAGAAAGUCGAAGAGAGGUUGUCAGAUACGUUCCAAAGAUA